Messenger RNA from Aethalodelphis obliquidens (Pacific white-sided dolphin), 1481 nucleotides. It is a transcript of the gene ARMC10, whose product is annotated as armadillo repeat containing 10. NCBI's taxonomy places the organism in Eukaryota, Metazoa, Chordata, Mammalia, Artiodactyla, Delphinidae. The coding region runs from base 16 to 1407 and encodes 463 amino acids. Gene Ontology annotation, biological process: negative regulation of intrinsic apoptotic signaling pathway by p53 class mediator. The transcript has 6 exons. The record is from RefSeq and is a predicted model, not a curated record. Gene Ontology annotation, cellular component: mitochondrion.
AGGUGCAGCGAGGCCAUGACCAGAGGCCCUGCUGAAACUCUGCGCUUCCAGCCUGCGCUUCACGCCCCGCGCAGCAGGAGCCGCGCCUGGCUAGGGGCUGGCGCGUCUCGGCGUUGCCCCGGCAACCACGCUGCGUGGAGGGGAGGGGCUAGGCGCUGCGUUGCCGCGAGCGCCCACCGUGGUGCCGAGGACUGCCGGGAGGGAGGUGAAUCUCGGGCCGGCCUGGGGGCGGUCCCUGGUGUGUGCUCUUGGGGCGUUCAGUCAUUGCAGCUUUUCACCGAGUCCCGCUCUCCUUCACCCGCGCCCCGCCCGGACUCGAGGAAGCCGCCGGGACGCGUCCGGGCCGACAGGGCGGUUUCCGAGAGGCGGAGCUCAGUCGCCCAUUUCCUUUCUCCGUCGGCUAGAACCCGGACGGCGGCAGCACCCUCUGGCUUCGGACCAUCCUGCGCCAGGCCCAGCGCUGCGCGUGGCCCCAGCGGCAGCAUGGGCGGCGCCCGGGAUGUGGGCUGGGUGGCGGCGGGCCUGGUCCUAGCGGCCGGCGCCUGCUACUGCUUCUACAGGCUGACGCGGGGCCGGCGGCGAGGCGUCCCCGGGCUACGGCUGCGCCCCUCGCGGUCUGCAGAAGACUUAACCAAUGGCUCAUAUGAUGAUAUCCUAAAUGCUGAACAACUUCAGAAACUCCUUUACCUGCUUGAGUCUACUGAGGAUCCUGUCAUUAUCGAAAGAGCUUUGGUCACUCUGGGUAACAAUGCAGCCUUUUCAGUCAACCAAGUCACGAUUCGUGAAUUGGGUGGUAUUCCAAUCAUUGGAAGCAAAAUCAACAAUCCCAACCAGAGUAUUAAAGAGAAAGCUUUAAAUGCACUGAAUAACCUGAGUGUGAAUGUUGAAAAUCAAAUAAAGAUAAAGGUGUACGUCAGUCAAGUCUCUGAGGAUGUCUUCUCCGGCCCCCUGAACUCCGCUGUGCAGCUGGCCGGACUGCGGUUGUUAACAAACAUGACAGUGACCAAUGACCACCAGCACGUGCUUAGCAGUUACAUUACAGACCUGUUCCACUUGUUGCUCACGGGAAACGGAAGCACCAAGGUUCAAGUUUUAAAACUGCUUUUGAAUUUGUCGGAAAAUCCAGCCAUGACAGAUGGACUCCUUGGUGCCAAAGUGGAUUCAUCAUUCCUUUCCCUUUAUGAUGGCCAUGUAGCAAAGGAGAUUCUUCUUCGAGUUCUCACACUGUUUCAGAAUAUAACUACCUGCCUCGAAAAGGAAGGCCGUUUAGCUAUUCAGCCAACUUUCACUGAAGGUUCACUGUUUUACCUGUUAUAUGGAGAAGAAUGUGCCCAGAAAAUGAGAGCUUUAGUUUAUCACCAUGAUGCAGAUGUGAAGGAAAAGGUAACAAUGAUACCAAAAUUCUAACUGGUUGGUCAUAUUUUUCCAAAGAGUAAUGCAGUCUAGAAAUAAUACACAUAAACUUCUCAUUUUUCACCUUC